AUGAAGAUGACACCUCACUCACUGAAUUAAAUUAUCCAGGAAGAAGAGAAAGCAAAGCAAACCCCCAUUUGUUUCUAGAAAUUGUAAAAAGAAAAACCCUUCUCUCCACCACAUUCAUCAUCAUCAUCCAUUCUCCCAUCUCGGUCUCUGAUCUCGUGUCGGGUCAAAUGGGGGACAACAACCUCAACCACCACGAAGCCGCCGACAGCAGCGAUUUCACCUCCGAGGACGAAGGAACCGAGGAUUACCGACGCGGCGGCUACCACCCUGUCCUCAUCGGCGACGCCUUCAAAGCUGGCCGCUAUGUUGUUCAGAGCAAGCUCGGUUGGGGCCAUUUCUCCACCGUCUGGCUCGCUUGGGACACCCAUCAUUCUAGGUAUGUGGCUUUGAAAGUUCAAAAGAGUGCUCAGCAUUACACCGAGGCAGCGAUGGAUGAGAUAACGAUUUUGCAGCAGAUUGCUGAGGGAGACCCGGAUGAUAAAAAGUGUGUGGUGAAGCUUUUGGACCAUUUCAAGCAUUCUGGUCCAAAUGGACAGCAUGUUUGCAUGGUGUUUGAGUACCUUGGGGACAAUCUCUUGACUCUUAUUAAGUAUUCGGAUUAUCGCGGGAUGCCUAUCAACAUGGUUAAAGAGAUAUGCUUUCAUAUUCUGGUUGGAUUGGAUUACUUACAUAAGCAGCUUUCUAUCAUACAUACUGACUUGAAACCUGAAAACAUCCUCCUCCUGUCGAUGAUAGAUCCGUCUAAGGACCGUAUAAAGUCCGGUGCUCCUCUUAUUCUUCCGAAUACUAAAGACAAGACGGUGCUGGAGUCAGCGGCUGCAAAAGACACAAAAACAGCAAAUGGGGAUUUGAUUAAGAAUCAUAAGAAAAAGAUUAAAAGAAAGGCUAAGCAAGCAGCUCAUGGAUGUGUUGAGAAGGAGGCUUCUGAAGGAGUUGAGGGUAAUCCUGAAACCUCCGGUGCUGUAGCAUCUUCUCCAAAUGCAAGUUCUGCAAGAGAACAAGCUUCUAGCGCUGCAGGUACCAGUAGGUUGUCAGAUGCUGAUGGAACAAAGGUAAAAGAUCAGGGCAACAAAAGAGGUAGCCGGUCCAUGAGACAGAAACUUAUGGCUUCAAUUGAUCUCAAGUGCAAGUUAGUAGACUUUGGUAAUGCUUGCUGGACAUAUAAACAGUUCACAAAUGAUAUCCAGACAAGACAAUAUCGGUGCCCAGAGGUGUUACUUGGAUCAAAAUAUUCUACAUCUGCAGAUCUUUGGUCCUUUGCUUGCAUUUGUUUUGAGCUUGCGACUGGAGAUGUAUUAUUUGAUCCUCACAGCGGUGACAACUUUGACAGGGAUGAGGACCACUUAGCAUUGAUGAUGGAACUUCUCGGAAUGAUGCCACGUAAGAUUGCACUAGGGGGCCGUUAUUCGCGUGAUUUCUUUAACAGAUAUGGUGACUUGAGGCACAUACGUCGGUUGCGAUUCUGGCCCUUGAAUAAAGUCCUCAUGGAGAAGUAUGAUUUUAGUGAGCAAGAUGCAAACAGCAUGACUGACUUUUUGGUUCCUAUCCUUGACUUUGUUCCUGAAAAACGGCCUACAGCUGGUCAAUGUCUGCUACAUCCAUGGAUCAAUGCAGGCCCACGUCUUUUGGAGCCGUCAAUGCCUUCUUCCAAUCACAACCCUGCUGCUGAAACAGCUAUUUCUGACCAGAAGAAAAGGGACAAAGAUGAGAGGGAAGCCAUGGAGGCAGGAAUGGGGAACAUUGCCAUCAAUUCAGAAUCUAAACCACUCAUGCACUCUCCAUCUAAGAGAGCCUUCCAAGGCAGCCACAAGUAGUUCAUCUUGCUAGAGCUCUUUCCUGUGUGACUGUUUCUGUGUUCUAAGCAUGCCCCUGCAUCGUUUCGAUCAUUCAAUGAUGUCUAUAGGAACUGUUUUGGGGACAUGUUUAUUUAGCCUCGGAUUGGUUUCUGGAACUGCAUGAAUCGAUGGGGUUGCGCUUGAUAGGCGCUAGGUGGAGCUAAUCCUUUUGAAGUCUUUGGCAUAGCAUGAGUAGUUGGAUACUCCAAGAGAUCCUACUAUUAAGAAUACUAUGAUGUAUGUAUGUUCCUUGUUUCUCAUGCUUGUGAUAGGUCAAAGAUGAUGUUGGGGCCUUUGCUCCUUGUUACCCGUACUUAUUUGUGAAGGGUUGUUCAUUGUCAUGUACUCUAUGUUCUAAACGAUAUUCUUGAUAUGAGAACAUUGUAGACAUGCUUCAAGUC
Messenger RNA from Lotus japonicus, 2236 nucleotides. RefSeq lists its product as uncharacterized. Gene Ontology annotation, molecular function: protein kinase activity; ATP binding. Gene Ontology annotation, biological process: protein phosphorylation; spliceosomal complex assembly; regulation of mRNA processing. Bases 168 to 1814 code for a protein of 548 amino acids. The transcript is spliced from 4 exons. Lineage: Eukaryota; Viridiplantae; Streptophyta; Magnoliopsida; Fabales; Fabaceae. The record is from RefSeq and is a predicted model, not a curated record.